AUGGCGGCAAGAUUCGUUGUAGCUGUGGCCCUCUUCGCCGUGUGCCAUUGCAACCCCGUCAUUAUAAACGGUGUACUUUACCGUGAUGCUCGUGGGUUCUCAAUGGGUCAAGGCUACAGCAGCAACUUCGGAGGCGCCAGCCAGGCUUCGGGCUCCGCCAUCGUCAACGGCGCCGGCGCUCAGGCCUACGGCAGCGGCUCCACUGGCCCGCAGAUCUUCGCUCGCAACGAUGGAUUCGGCCAAAUCUACCCCGGCCAGGCUAUCGCUAAAGCUGAAGCCUACGAAGCGCCAGAAAUCCCCACGUAUGGAUCGGCUAAGGCUAUAGCAGAGGCCCAAAACGGUGCUUACUACCCAGUCCCAGAGCCUGCCACUGUUAUCACAUACGAGCAGAACUUCGAAGUCCCCGCUGAAGUCACUUAUGAAAUCCCAGCCCCCGUUUCUGCCCAGUCUUCUGCUGUCAUGAACGGCAAUUCUGAUUCCUCUAUCGCGUCUGCCAUCUCCAAUGGCGCUGGAUUAGCUCAAUCAUCUUCUCAGACACAGAGAGGCAUCGGCUCUUAUGGACUCACUUCUUCCAACGCUAAGACUUAUGGAGGCUACGGCGCCGCUGACUCGAACGCCAACACCGGCUACGGUUCAGCUAUCACUGCUGCCAGAAUCCAAGGUUUAGCUGGAUCUGGCUCUGCUAGCUCCAAAGCUCACUCCGGUUUGGGAUCAACUCUAUCCAAUGCCCAAGCUCAGAUGAACGGCGGAUACGGCUCAGCCUCCUCUACUGCCAACACUGGCGCUUACGAACCAACCAUCGCUGUCGCUAAGACUCAGAAGAAGGGCAUCAGCUGGCGUUUCGGAACAUACUACAACACUCCUUCCAGCCUUGCCCAUGCUCAGGCUAACAGCAACGGUUAUGGCGCCGCCAAGUCUACCGCCCAAACCUACGAGCCCGUCGUCGUGCCCCAAUCUGGAUACAGUUCCGCCAACGCUAACGCCGAUGUCAACGGUGCUGGUUCAGCUAAAUCCACCGCCAACGCUCUCGGAAACCAGGGAUCCGCUCUUUCUUCUGCCAACAUUGGAUCCGGAUUCACUGCCGCAAAGUCGGCUGCUAACUCCAACGGGGCUGCGUUCGGAGGUCUGAGGUCUGACGCCAACGCCCAGAGCUCUGGCUUUGGAAGCGCUGUCUCAUCUGCCAAGGCGCACGAGCUCUCCACCGGCUACAAGGUCGCCAACUCCGCUGCCAACGUCUCUGGCUUCGGCUCCGCUAAUGCCAAGUCUUACAGCGCUUAA
This is a messenger RNA of Amyelois transitella, 1278 nucleotides long. Its product is annotated as ice nucleation protein-like. Lineage: Eukaryota; Metazoa; Arthropoda; Insecta; Lepidoptera; Pyralidae. The coding region runs from base 1 to 1278 and encodes 425 amino acids. The record is from RefSeq and is a predicted model, not a curated record. The transcript has 2 exons.